Molecule: messenger RNA, 1074 nt
Organism: Mycena indigotica
Lineage: Eukaryota; Fungi; Basidiomycota; Agaricomycetes; Agaricales; Mycenaceae
Product: Alcohol dehydrogenase superfamily protein
Exons: 8
Coding region: 1-1074 (357 amino acids)
Molecular function (GO): oxidoreductase activity
Source: RefSeq, a predicted model, not a curated record
AUGAUGGCUAUCGACAUUCCUAUCAUUGCUCGUCAAUACACCGUCCCCACUGCGAGUUAUCGACAUUACAGACUGAGGCUUGAGGAUGCGCCGGUGCCGACGCCCAAAGCAAACGAGGUUCUGGUUAAAAUCAAAGCCGUAUCCCUCCAGUCUCGCGACCUGAUGGUUCUCAACAACGAAUAUCCACCACCCAUCGCAGCCGACGUUGUCCCCUGCUCCGACAUGGCUGGCGAGGUCGUUGCCGUUGGCGCGGAUGUGGCGAGAUGGACGCCCGGCGACCGCGUAAUGGCGAAUUUCUUUCUCGAACUACUUUUCGAGGACAGCAUGACUACAGAGAUCAAGACGAGUGCCCUGGGUGGUGCGGUACAUGGCGUGUUAACAGAGUAUCGAGCGUUCCCAGAACAUUCCUUGGUGGCGAUUCCCAGCCACCUGAAUUAUGAAGAGGCAUCGACGCUGCCUUGCGCUGCGCUAACGGCUUAUAAUGCGCUGGUCUACGGCUUCCAACGAGUCAAGGCGGGAGACACGGUGCUCAUCCAAGGAACGGGGGGGGUUUCGAUUUUUGCCUUGCAGUUUUCCCUCGCCUCUGGUGCGCUGCCCAUUGUGCUGUCUGCUUCCGACGAGAAACUGCGCACCGCUACAAACCUCGGCGCAAAACAUGGGAUCAACUACUUGACGACACCUGCUUGGGAUGAGGCCGUGCGCGCUCUGACGGGCGGGCGCGGUGUAGACCACGUAUUGGAGGUAGUGGGGAACGCGACACUCGAACGGAGCUUGAAGGCAGUGCGUAUCGGUGGAAGUGUCAAUAUCAUCGGAAUGUUGGGAGGCAAGGGCGUGCAAGGCGACGCUCCUCCUCCUCAUAUAAUCGGAACAACAGUAUGGAACUCUAUCAAGAUCCGUGGGGUGUAUGUAGGCAGCGUCGCGCAGUUUGAGGACAUGAACCGCCUCCUUGCAGCGAACCCAGACGUGACAAGACCGGUUAUUGACAAGGUAUUCUCAUUCGAGGAGGCGCGCGAGGGGUUUGCGUAUCUGCAAAGUCAGAAGCAUGUUGGGAAGGUGGUCAUUCGUGUAGCCUGA